This is a messenger RNA of Rotaria socialis, 351 nucleotides long. NCBI's taxonomy places the organism in Eukaryota, Metazoa, Rotifera, Eurotatoria, Philodinida, Philodinidae. The record is from the annotation of a GenBank genome assembly.
AUGCCUACUGUUGAUCCCAAACCAAAUCAUCGACCUUUUCGUCGAGUACUCUAUCGUGAAGAUUCAAAAGAUUCAACUGUCAUUAAAGAUGUAUCACCUAGAAAUAAUGGACAUUUAAUAACUAAGCCGAAGCUGCAUAGUAAAGGAGAAAAUCCUAAAGUAAGAAUGACAAAUGCCAGUAGAACACUAUUAAUGAGAGAAGGUGCACUUUAUAAAUCACCACUUGAACAAAUCAAAUAUGUUAAACGUGUUCGAAAUAAUCGAAUGGCACGUUAUUUAUUUGUUAUGCAACAAUAUAAUACUUCAAGCAUGGCUAUCCAUCAUCGUCGUGGAAAUAAUAGUUUACUGUAA